UGUGUGUUGGGGGCGGGGGUGCCGCUCCUCUUCCAGAACCCAACGUGGAGGGGUGGGCAGGGCCCCAGCCGUGCCUGGGGAGUCCAGAGAGGCUCUUCCGGCUGCCGGGGCGGGCGCCGGCUCAGCCCUGGUGUGGCAGCCCGCACGUCACCCUCCUUGUGCCGGAGACUUUCCGCAGGGCGCCCCGAGACUUCUCCCACCCCAUCUCCUGCUGGCGUCUCCCGGGGCUCGCUCUGGGGCCCCAUCAGCUCUCCAAGCCCGCUCCUUCCUCCAUCCCCCUCUCUCGGGGCCCUCCCUCGGCUCCGGUCCCCUCCUUCCUUCCCCUCCCGCCCCCGCCCGCCUCCCCCCUUCUUCCCUCGCUCCCCCGUCGGCGUCCGCAUUCCGCGCUCGGCCGCGCGCGGCCGCCCCGCCACGAUGCUGCAGCUCCUCCGGCGGCUGCUGCUGCUGCUGCUGCUGCUGCUGCUGCUGCCUCCCCCGGGCUCCCCGGAGCCCCCCGGGCUGGCCUCGCUGUCCCCGGGGGCGCCCCUGCAGGCCCCCGACCUGCUCUACGCCGACGGGCUGCGCGCCUACGCGGCCGGGGCUUGGGCGCGGGCCGUGGCGCUGCUGCGGGAGGCGCUGCGGAGCCGGGCGGCGCUGGGCCGCGCGCGGCGGGACUGCGGGGCGCGCUGCGCGGCCGAGCCCGAGCCGGGGCCCCCCGACGCGCCGCGCCCCUGGGAGCCGCGGCUGCUGCGCGCCGCGCUCGGCCGCGCCGACUGCCUGACCCGCUGCGGGGCGCGGCGCCUGGGCCCCGGGGGCGCGGCGCGGUUCCGCCUGGGCAGCGCGCUGCGGGCCGCCUUCCAGCGCCGGGAGCCCUACAACUACCUGCAGCGGGCCUACUACCAGCUGAAGAAGCUGGAUCUGGCGGUGGCCGCUGCUCACACCUUCUUCGUAGCCAACCCAACGCACCUGCAGAUGCGGGAAGACAUGGCUAAGUACAGACGGAUGUCUGGGGUGCGGCCCCAGAGCUUCCGGGACCUGGAGACACCCCCACACUGGGCAGCCUAUGACACGGGCCUGGAGCUCCUUGGGAAGCAGGAGGCCGGCCUGGCCCUGCCCUGGCUGGAGGACGCCCUGAGGGAGAGCCUGGCCGAGCUGGAGGGCUGCCGGGCGGGCUGCGAGGGGUCCGAGGAACUGCAGCGCGAGGAGGACAGCGCUGGCGGCCAGGGGGGCCUCUAUGAGGCCAUUGCGGGCCACUGGAUUCGGGUCCUGCAGUGCCGGCAGCGUUGCGUGGAGGACACGGCCACGCGGCCCGGUCGCAGCUUCCCCGUCCCCGAUUUCCUGCCCAGCCAGCUGCGGCAACUGCACGAGGCGCAUGCGCAAGUGGGGAAUCUGUCCCAGGCUGUGGAAAAUGUUCUGAGCGUCCUGCUCUUCUAUCCGGAGGACGAGGCUGCCAAAAAGGCCCUGGACCAGUACCAGGCCCAGCUGGGAGAGCCGACACCGGGCCUUGGGCCCAGAGAGGAGAUCCAGCGCUUCAUCCUGCGGUCCCUGGGAGAGAAGAGGCAGCUCUACUACGCCGUGGAGCACUUGGGGGCGAGCUUCAAGGAUCCUGAUCCCUGGACCCCCGAGACUCUCAUCCCCGAGGUCCUCAGAGCAAAGCUCAGAGAGGAUCAGGAGAAGAGGCCUUGGGACGACGAGCCCCCCCAGCCCAAGCCUUUGGCGCACUGGAAGGAUGUCCUUCUCCUGGAAGGGGUGACCUUGACCCAGGACGCCAGACAGCUGAACGGGUCUGAGAGGGUGGUGCUGGACGGGCUGCUCACCGAGGCCGAGUGUGGGGAGCUGCUGCAGCUGGCCAAGGAUGCUGCAGGGACCGGAGCCCAUGGCCGCCGCUCCCCACACACUCCGCACGAACGCUUCCAGGGCCUCACAGUGCUCAAAGCUGCGCAGCUGGCCCGGGCCAGGACGGUGCGGGGCCAGGGCGCGCGGCUGCUGCUGGAGGCGAGCGAGCGGGCGCGCACCGUGACACAGGCUUACUUCUCCCCGGAGCGACCCCUGCACCUCUCCUUCACCCACCUGGUGUGCCGGAGCGCCAUCGAAGGAGAGCAGGCGCAGCGCAUGGACCUGAGCCACCCGGUGCAUGCCGACAACUGUGUCCUGGACCCCGACACCGGGGAGUGCUGGCGGGAGCCCCCAGCCUACACCUACCGGGACUACAGUGGCCUCCUCUACCUCAACGAUGACUUCCGGGGCGGGAAUCUGUUCUUCACAGAGCCAGAUGCUGUCACCGUGACGGCUCAGGUCCAGCCUCGCUGUGGACGGCUCGUGGCCUUCAGCUCUGGCGGCGAGAACCCUCACGGGGUGUGGGCCGUGACGCGGGGCCGGCGCUGCGCCCUGGCCCUGUGGCACACGUGGGCACCUGAGUACCAGGAGCAGGAGUGGACUAAGGCGCAAGAGCUUCUGAAAGCAUCCGAGGAAGAGGAGGACGAGGAAGAGGAGGAGGAGGAGGAGGAGGAGGAGGGAGAAACGGCCAGCAAAGACCUUUCCCCAGAGCCCCCCAGCCGCCGACUCCCGAAGACCCACAAUGAGGCUGGGAAGCGGGCGCGGGUUCGAGAGGAGCUGUGAGGGCCGAGCCAGUUCCAGGUGGUUCUGGUCACCUGGUCACGUCCAAGACUCCCCCUGGAGGCCCCCGAAACAGGGAACAGAAACAGAGAUUCUCCCGGCAUUCCCAGCCUCUCAGACUUGACCAAAGCUUUCCCGGCCUGGACUCAGAGGACCCCAGAUGCACCCAGAGAUCAUCGGGCGACCCACCGGCAGCCCCCCAGCUCCUCUACAGACAUGGCAGUGCGCCCCCCUGGAGAGAAAGCGGGGGGGGGGGCUGGAGUGGGGAGAUGGGCAGUUUGGAGGCCACAGCUGGUGGUGUCCAGGGACUGCUUCCUGCACAGUACUUGGGGUGACUCCUCGGACCCCUAACUUCAGCACCCCUCCAGCCCCGUGAUUCAUCUCUCGGGCCCGGGCCUGGCCCGGGGGGAGGGUACUGGACGGGGGACCCUCCCUCCCUCCCUCAAUAAAAGGACCUGGACG
Messenger RNA from Sorex araneus (European shrew), 3057 nucleotides. RefSeq names its product prolyl 3-hydroxylase 3 (gene P3H3). Gene Ontology annotation, biological process: collagen metabolic process. Bases 415 to 2598 code for a protein of 727 amino acids. The record is from RefSeq and is a predicted model, not a curated record. Gene Ontology annotation, molecular function: procollagen-proline 3-dioxygenase activity; L-ascorbic acid binding; iron ion binding. Lineage: Eukaryota; Metazoa; Chordata; Mammalia; Eulipotyphla; Soricidae. Gene Ontology annotation, cellular component: endoplasmic reticulum. The transcript is spliced from 15 exons.